AUGGUUGCUGGGGAGCCUCCUACGCUCAGUCAGAAAGUCAAACGCGUGGUCUCCCAGGAGUUAUGUGCUCUCUUCCUGCAGCUGCAGCAGAUGUACAAGCCAGUUUGCGUGAUUCAGGCUUCACCGGAAGAAGCAGCAGUUCUGGAAUUUGCUAGCCAAGUCGGGCAGGAGCUGACAGCUUGGGCUGCUUACCUACGGGAAGCAUCGGAAGCAUCUGAUUCGGCAGCUGCAGUGGACUUGGUUGCUAGGGCGCAACAGCUGAUUUGGGCAAACAUUCAGGAAUUGACCGGGCUGACAGGGCAAUUCAGCAAUGCGGCAAAGGUGUUGCUUGAAGGCUGUUCAAAGCGAGCAGCAGGACCCGUUGCGCGUACUCUGAGCGGAUUCCCGCCCUUGGAGACGCCAAGCUGCUUCAUGGUUGCUGGGGAGCCUCCUACGCUCAGUCAGAAAGUAAAAAGCGUGGUCUCCCAGGAGUUAUGUGCUCUCUUCCUGCAGCUGCAGCAGAUGUACAAGCCAGUUUGCGUGAUUCAGGCUUCACCGGAAGAAGCAGCAGUUCUGGAAUUUGCUAGCCAAGUCGGGCAGGAGCUGACAGCUUGGGCUGCUUACCUACGGGAAGCAUCGGAAGCAUCUGAUUCGGCAGCUGCAGUGGACUUGGUUGCUAGGGCGCAACAGCUGAUUUGGGCAAACAUUCAGGAAUUGACCGGGCUGACAGGGCAAUUCAGCAAUGCGGCAAAGGUGUUGCUUGAAGGCUGUUCAAAGCGAGCAGCAGGACCCGUUGCCCGUACUCUGAGCGGAUUCCCGCCCUUGGAGACACCAAGCUGCUUCAUGGUUGCUGGGGAGCCUCCUAUGCUCAGUCAGAAAGUACAAAGCGUGGUCUCCCAGGAGUUAUGUGCUCUCUUCCUGCAGCUGCAGCAGAUGUACAAGCCAGUUUGCGUGAUUCAGGCUUCACCGGAAGAAGCAGCAGUUCUGGAAUUUGCUUGCCAAGUCGGGCAGGAGCUGACAGCUUGGGCUGCUUACCUACGGGAAGCAUCGGAAGCAUCUGAUUCGGCAGCUGCAGUGGACUUGGUUGCUAGGGCGCAACAGCUGAUUUGGGCAAACAUUCAGGAAUUGACCGGGCUGACAGGGCAAUUCAGCAAUGCGGCAAAGGUGUUGCUUGAAGGCUGUUCAAAGCGAGCAGCAGGACCCGUUGCGCGUACUCUGAGCGGAUUCCCGCCCUUGGAGACACCAAGCUGCUUCAUGGUUGCUGGGGAGCCUCCUACGCUCAGUCAUCAGAAAGUCAAGCGCGUGGUCUCCCAGGAAUUAUGUGCUCUCUUCCUGCAGCUGCAGCAGAUGUACAAGCCAGUUUCCGUGAUUCAGGCUUCACCGGAAGAAGCAGCAGUUCUGGAAUUUGCUAGCCAAGUCGGGCAGGAGCUGACAGCUUGGGCUGCUUACCUACGUGAAGCACCGGAAGCAUCUGAUUCGGCAGCUGCAGUGGACUUGGUUGCUAGGGCGCAACAGCUGAUUUGGGCAAACAUUCAGAAAUUGACCGGGCUGACAGGGCAAUUCAGCAAUGCGGCAAAGGUGUUGCUUGAAGGCUGUUCAAAGCGAGCGGCAGGACCGGUUGCCCGUACUCUGAGCGGAUUCCCGCCCUUGCAGACACCAAGCUGCUUCAUGGUAGCUGAGGAGUCUCCCACACCCAGUCAGAAAGUCAAACGCGUGGUCUCCCAGGAGUUGAAUGAACUGUUCCUGCAGCUACAGGAGAUGUACAAGGGCUGUUUGUUGCAGCCCACAGAGGAAGAGGAAAGCUUGUUAGAUUAUGCAGCCCAGAUUGAGCACGAGCUUUUAGGAUGCUCGCUGCCAAGCGAUGUGCUGGACGGAGGUGUUGACUUCGCCAAGAUUUCGGCGGAAAUGGUCUCAGGGGCACGGAGGCAGAUUUGGGCGGAGAUUGUGAAGCGUGACUCCACGAACGCUGCGAAGAUUCUAUUCAGCCGGCAAAAGAAUCACUCAGAGUCGCAGAAGUCACAGGAGUCACCAGAGACGCAUGUUCCGCAGGUGCCAGUGUACCACAAGCACACUUCGGUGAGCGGCUUCCCGGUGUUCCUCUUCCCCUUUGAAGCCGAAAAGCCAUCCAAAGGCCCUCUGCAACAAGUGCGGCUUGCAGCCUCGCAGUACGUGCAGUCAGAGUUCGGCGCCCUAGCAAGCAAGUCGGACUUGAAGUACAUCCAGGCAGCAAUGAACGAGUCCGUGGUUACCCACACGCUUCGGUCGGACCCGACAGUGAGCUGCAGAAUGGAGGUUGAUCGGGAGGACCAUGGCUUGGCAGCGAUGGACGACAUUUUGGUGGGCCCUGGCUUCGAUGGCUUGAAUCGGGUCAAGGGCUUGGGCUCCGUUCUGACGGUCUACGCGGUGAAAGAGCCGGGCAAGGAAGGCCUGGAGGUGCGGCGCUUGGCGGUGGGCCCCGUGGUGCCGUCCGAGAAGGCCACCAGUGGGAUGACCUACAACUUCAUUAGAAAUGUGGAGUUCUUUGACGAGGACACGGAGGAGGAAAAUCUGACUGCGUUUCUUGACAGCGUGGGGGUGGAGCUCCCAGCCGACCCUGUGGAGCGCAAGAAGGUGCUGGUGAAGCUCUACACUUCAAACAAAAUCUACCCCAGGCUCAACAAGGCGAUGUACACAGAUGAUGCUGAAGAACUCAGGCGACAUGCGCCGUACAUUCGGGCUUUGCGAGGGGUUUUCAAGCGAGGGCAGAGCGACCCAUUGCCUGGCUUCAACUUCUUCAUUGGCUCGGCAAAAAAACUCGUGAAAAGAUGCGAGCUCACCAAGGAACAAGCCGAAGUCUACCAAAUCAACCAGAAAGUUUGCUGGCCGGCCUUCUUUUCCACCAGCGAGGCGGACAAGGGCGGAAAUGAUGCUUUUACUGGCUUGACGUUCUGCAUCCGCUGCCGGGACAGCACAGAAGACCCAAACGAAAUACAGGGGUACUUUCCAGCAUCUAUCAAGCCAUGGUCUUGCUUCCCGGAUGAGAAUGAAGUGCUGAUCCCCCCUCAUUACAUGUUACGGGUCCACAACAUCAAUUACAACAAACAGCCUGCCAACCCAAAGAAGUGGGUUAUCGAGCUAGAGCUCGCCGAUUUGCCCCCGGUCUGGGACAUCAUCACCCAGAAGAACUGGCAAGAAUUCAAAACCUGGGCCCAAGCGCAUCCCGACUUGGUAGACACAUCGAAAUCCCACAGCUCCAUCAUCAAUGAAGUGGUGAGCAGCCUGGCAGCCGAACCGAACGAGACCGGCGUGGAUCCUUUGAAGGUUUGCUUGGAUCACGGCGCCCUACCCAAUGAGAUUGACAUGCAGACUGGAAACACGCCACUGACGACCGUCGCGCUACAAUGCCUGGAAAGCGGGAAGACAGAACAGGCUUUAGCUGUACUUGAAUCCCUUCUACUGGCAGGCGCAAAUCCGUACAUCAAGGCUGGCCCACACGAGGAGUCCUUUGAGCAGCUGAUGCCCGAGAUUGAUUUGCGCCUCUUGAAUUGUGUGAUGGGCUGGCAGUACUGGGUUGAUGAUGGCGUGGAUGGGAAGGAAGAUGGCUGGUAUCUGUGGUCUGAGGAUGGCUCAGCCAUGUUAGAGCAUGCUUUCCAAGAAUGGCUCAACAGUGGACAUGAGGGAAGGAGCAAGCUUUUAGGCGUUCGGAGCGACUAUUUCUCAUAUAACGUGGACUUCCUCCACAUGAAGCAAGCCAACACUUCAACCGGAACAAAGCGCAAGAUCCGGAGAUACCGACGAAGGUCCAUCCCUUUGUCGCAUGAUCAACUUCGGGCAUUAUCCGAAGCAAAGCUCAGGCAAGAGCUGACACUUCUGCAGAAGCUCCUCAUGCGAGCAGCCGUCGAUGGAUUGCAGCAAGCCACGUGUCAUUUGCAAGAUGCUGCGGACAUGCUGUCCAGCUUGUCCCAGAUGGUCUCUGCGACUGAAAUCUCUGCAGUCAGCAGUGAGUAUGAGAAGCUGGUGCUGGGAGACCUCGAAGAUGAAGCCAAAGAGACCAAAGAGACCAAAGAGGCCAAGGCGAGCCUUCUGAACCUGCAGGAGGCUUGCGACUUGAACUGGGACACGCGAGAGAAGGUGACCGAGGUUGUGAAGCAUUUGCGGGAUGACCCUCAUGUGAAGCUGGCAGACGAUUUGGUUGAGGGAGCUGAAGCCUUUGUGACGAGCAACAAUGUAUUCCAGAGAGAUGGGAUUACGCAUGCAGGAUUUCGGGCCAGCCUAUCUUGGCAGAAUGGUGAAAAACGAACAGACUUGGAUAUGUGCAUGACUUGCCCAGAAUGCAAUAUGCAGGUUUACCACGAAGAAAAAGAGUGUGGGUGCACAGAAGAUAAGCUAUGCAGGUUAAACUUGGACAUUGACGACCGAGGGACACCCCACAAGAGUUCCGAGGAGAACUUGUACAUGCAGGAGCCGGGUCCAUUUAGAUACAAGCUCGAAGUGGAGCUCUACUCCGGCCCGCCUGUUCCCUUCCGGUUGCAAGUUCAUCGACCCGGGCAGGCGCUCAGAGUCUACCGUGUUGCGCCUCACACUACGCCGCGUAGUGGAGGAAGGAUCGUUAUCUUUGAGGCAAGUGUUGCUGAAGGCAUCAUGCACCUCGAGUCUUGCCUUGAACAUUUGGAUGUAAUGUUGAGCACUGAUUAA
This is a messenger RNA of Effrenium voratum, 4653 nucleotides long. Lineage: Eukaryota; Dinophyceae; Suessiales; Symbiodiniaceae. The record is from the annotation of a GenBank genome assembly.